AUGGAGCUGCUUUGUCGGACCAUUUGUGUCCCGCCUAUCUGCCGCUCAUUGUCGUCAGUUCCUCACGCCGAGAAGUUCUGCCCGUCAUCAUUAAAGCAAGCCUACAUAUGUUCUGUCAAUAAUCGGGUCAGGAAUCUGUGCCUCCUUCGUUUCGGGAUUUGGUCGCAGACGUUUACACUCGACGACGACGCUUUGCGCAAACUCGCGCCGUCGGUCCUUCAAUUCGAAGGCCCUAACAGAUUUCUACCGAAAUACGUCCUGACCAGUCCGACGAAGGCAAAUCUCCCUCUGCCUCCACUUGCUCCCGUCAACAAAUCAAACUUGCAACGUCGACCCGCAUCCUUGUUGGAUACACAAGCACAUCUGCAAAAUCUUGGACAAGUCGUGGAUGAUCUAACUUCGAAAGUGGAUAACGCGAAGCAUGAAAUUUUCAUGGUCAAGACACUUCUCCAACAGGAGCGGGAGGUUUUAUGA
Lentinula edodes (shiitake mushroom) is the source of this 474-nucleotide messenger RNA. RefSeq lists its product as uncharacterized. Bases 1 to 474 code for a protein of 157 amino acids. The transcript has 2 exons. The record is from RefSeq and is a predicted model, not a curated record. Lineage: Eukaryota; Fungi; Basidiomycota; Agaricomycetes; Agaricales; Omphalotaceae.